This is a messenger RNA of Physcomitrium patens, 3599 nucleotides long. RefSeq names its product putative linoleate 9S-lipoxygenase 5. Lineage: Eukaryota; Viridiplantae; Streptophyta; Bryopsida; Funariales; Funariaceae. The record is from RefSeq and is a predicted model, not a curated record. Gene Ontology annotation, molecular function: oxidoreductase activity, acting on single donors with incorporation of molecular oxygen, incorporation of two atoms of oxygen; protein binding; metal ion binding. Gene Ontology annotation, biological process: lipid oxidation.
UAAUUAUCAAGUCUCCGCAUGAGUGGCUUCCUGAACCCGAAGCUGUUGUUGCCAGAAUAGGGGCCGGGGUUUUCCCUUGCUAGAGGCAACGGAAAGCAGACUCGUGGAUUGAAGAUGGAUGUGUCAGUUGGACAUGCUUGUAGGACAAUUCAACAGAAAUGAGACGGAGCUCAUAGUAACUUCUCUUUGUCAACGGCGAUCUUUCGAGCCGUAAUGACCACCAGGGAUGGCCCACUUUAAACAAGGUAUCCAGAAGGCCAGGAUUUAAAUUAAUCGUGAACCGAGCAUUCAACGGCCAGAUGCAACACGAUCGGCGAAUCCGGAAGGACUUGUAGCUCCCGGCUCCCAAUAGAAGUACCCCUCAGAGAACCUUACUCAGCAACUCCAGGAAAGGUGAGAGGCACCGCGUGCGCCUUGUAGCGAGGUUUGAUCGAUAUUGGCGUUUGAUCACGCUGCCCGACGCCAUGAUGCUCAACCGGUUGGAGACGGGGAGCCUUGCUUCGGCAUUUCGUGGCUCCCGGGAAGAGUUUGUGGUGAGCAGGGGGAGGUCUCCCGGGCGAUCGCAGUCGAUUCAAGUGCGAGCCAGCUCGGGCGGUGAUCCAGCAGGAUGGCUGCAGACCGCCUCGAAGCAGCUCGGCAAGCUGAGCAGCUUCGGGGAGAAAAGGAAGACUGCGACCAGCACUUCCACUCGAGGACCCUCCGGCGACAACGUGCAGUACACGGGCGUUGCCACGACCAUGAAGAAGCUGAAGGUGCUGGACCUGAUCGACCGGGUUGCGGACAUUCAGGACGACACCAGUGAGAUUGUGGGAGGAAAGCGCGUGACCGUUCAGCUCGUGAGCAAGGAUGUCGAUCCAAAGACGGGUGAGAGCAUGAAGAGCAGUGAGGUGAUCUUCCCAAACUGGGCUGGGCUUGAGGGACCAGCUGCCUCGCUCAUCGACUUCGUGCUCGAGUUCACCGUGCCCAAGUCAUUUGGCGUCCCAGGGGCCAUCCUUGUGAAGAACGCCCACCCGAACGAGUUCCUACUGGUGUCGUUCGAACUGGAGCUCCAUGACAAGAGCAAGGCACAUUACGUCACCAACUCGUGGGUGUACAAUACCGAGAAGACAGGGGCUCGCAUUUUUUUCCAGAACACGGCCUACCUGCCGGACGAAACUCCAGCCUCCCUCAAGGCUUUAAGGGAGCAGGAGCUUAUCAACCUUCGAGGUGACGGAACUGGUGAACGACAAAUCGGCGAUCGCAUAUACGACUACGCGGUAUAUAAUGACUUGGGCAACAUAGAGCAGAACGAGAAAUUCGAGCGACCCAACCUGGGCGGCAAUGACAUGUACCACUUUCCUCGCAGAAUGCGAACAGGUCGACGCAACACCACGGUCGAGGCGAAGAAAUUUCCCGGAAUGGUGUACGAGACGCGGAAGACGAAGGGUGAUUUUUACAUCCCUCGCGAUGAGGCCUUCGAGCGCGCGAAGAUGUCCGAUUUCCUGGCGGACGGAUUCCGCUCCAUCGGUCACUCCGUAUCGUCGAAGGUGACCGGCUUCGUGACGAGGAAGCAGGAGUUCGAUACCGUUGAGGAGAUCAAGAAGCUCUACGCGAAGAAGGGAGAAAAAGUGGGAGGGAUCAACAACGUCUUGCCCGACAAAGAAGACAUCCCGGAGCAGGAGCAAUACCCUUUGGUCUUUUUGCAAGAAGUACUAAAGCCAGAUGGAAAAAUGGAGCAUCCGCUGCUUUAUCCUCUUCCUCAGCUGUUGCAAGCCGACGACACGUCCUGGAGAAGCAAUGACGAGUUUGCUCGGGAAUUUCUGGCGGGAUUGAAUCCGGUGAUGAUCACGCGGGUGAAGGAGUUUCCAAUUAGGAGUUCACUCGACCCUGCGGAAUUCGGUGAUCCCACAUCCGCCAUCACCAAGGACCAUAUUGAAGGUAGCUUGGAAGGCCUGAGCGUCGAAGAGGCGGUGACAAGUAACAGGCUGUUCGUCGUCGAUUACCACGACGCGUUCCUCCCGUUUGUGGCGAAAAUCAACGCACAACAGAACAGCGCAACAUACGCCACCCGAACACUUCUUUUCUUGUCCAAGGAUGGAAUCCUGAAGUUGCUCGCGAUAGAACUGGCCCUGCCCCCGAAGACGGUCGGAGAGGAGAGGAUCACCCGUGUGCUAACCACCCGAAAGGACGAUCAACUUUGGAAAGUGAACUGGGAGUGGGAGCUGGCGAAAGCUCACGUCUCGAACAACGACAUCACCGCGCACCAAGUUUUUAGCCACUUCUCGCGGUGUCACGCGGUGACGGAGGCGGUGAUCAUUUGCUCGAACCGUAACCUCAGCAAGCUGCAUCCGCUCAUGCAACUGUUGGCACCACACUUCAAGAGUACGCUCGAGAUCAACCGGCAGGCACGAGCGACUUUGAUCGCCGCGGGUGGGUCUAUCGAAACUCACUUCACAACACGCGCGUACUCGUUGGAGAUGGCUGCCGUGAACUACAAAGACACGUGGACGUUCGAGUCGCAAGCACUGCCUACCGACUUGGUCGCCAGGGGCAUGGCGGUGCCAGACCCGGAUUCGCCGCACGGAGUGAGGCUUGUGGUGGAAGACUAUCCGUACGCCGCGGAUGGGCUCGAGCUGUGGGGCGCUCUGAAGGCGUGGCACAAGGAAUACGUCGAUAUCUAUUACAAGGAUGACGCCGCUGUGCUGCAAGAUAGUGAGCUCAUGACAUGGUGGACCGAAAUGCGGGAGAAAGCUCACGAGGACAAGAAGGACUCGCACGGGUGGCCGGAGCUGAACUCGAAGGAAGCUCUCGUGGACAUUUUGACGACUGUUAUUUGGAUACCUUCGUGCCUGCAUGCGGCUGUCAAUUUCGGCCAGUACGACUUCGCGGGAUUCAUGCCGCACCAUCCCACACUCACCCGACGCCUGCUUCCGGAGCACGGCAACGAGAAGGACAAAGCAGACUUCAACAAGAAUCCGGAGAAGUAUUAUCUGACAUCCAUCUCCAACAUCGACUCCACCACAACUGCGAUGUCUGUGUACGAGGUGCUGUCGGCGCACUGUCCGAUUGAGGAGUACAUUGGCGAGCGUCGCGGGAAUUGGACCAACAACGAAAAGGUGUUGGCCGCAUUCAAGGGCUUUAAGGAGAGCGUAAAUGAAGCGGACGCUGUGAUGAGGGCACGCAAUGCGGAUCCGAAGCUGAGGAACAGAGGUGGUCCUGUUAAGAUGCCGUAUCAGCUGCUCCGGCCUCAUUCGAAGCCUGGUGUGACAUCCAUGGGUGUGCCCAACAGCAUCACCAUAUAGGACAGAAGUAGUCGUGGGGGCUGUACCGCCGUACAGAGUAAGAUAAGUACGAAUGCCUAAAGCCUGGCCACACAGUGCGGGUGUAGGGUAGUGCGAACAGAUAGUAAGAUUCAGCAAUGCAACUGCCAUUCGUUUUGGUUCGAUUUUGUGAUACGAUAAAAACUAUUUCAGAUGACACUGGAGAGACCAGAGCAGCACAAACAAUCGAAAUAUGCAUUUAUACGCUUAAGGAAUGAAGUGAAUAUUACCAUUGGCAUUAGGAAUUGAAACUGAGAGCUUGUAAUCAUAACGGGCAAGACAUCCCGACAUUGUACGUUA